Molecule: messenger RNA, 1329 nt
Organism: Pedinophyceae sp. YPF-701
Lineage: Eukaryota; Viridiplantae; Chlorophyta; Pedinophyceae
Source: the annotation of a GenBank genome assembly
AUGAAGCGCUCCGGCCGCAACGCAAAGAAGACAAGGGACCAGGGCGACUCGCGCACGACACAACGCGUUUCCAAGCGCGCGAAGAGGAGCGUGCAGACAGUCGAGGACUCGGACAACGAGAACGAGCCCACGGAGCCGCAGACCCCGGGCGAGCCCUCGUCUGUUUUGGAUGACCUACAAACCAUCCUGCGCUGCCCCGUGCGCCGCGCGCUCCGCUCUGGCCUCAACGAAACGACGACCAGGCAGGAGGCCGCCCAGCUCGUCGACCUGAUGCAGCGGGCGUCCCCCGCGGACACGCAGGGCCGCGUGGCGCUUUGCAACGUCCUUAUUGCUACCAAAACCACCGAUGUGGCGAGCAGCGUCAUCGAGGAGGGCGUGCUCGAGGCGCUGCACGAGUGGCUGCUCGAGUCGCAGAACCCGUUCAACGCCGCGGUCAUCGAGCGCGUCCUGCGGUGUCUCGCUACGCUGCCGUUGGACCAGGCGGAGCGGAAGCCGAGCGAGAAGCUGCGGGACACGUUGAAGGGCUUCGCGGAGAGCACCGAGAAGGACGCGGAGCCGCUCAGGGCCGCGGCGGAGGCCGCAGCCCGGUGCGUUGCCGCCGCUCUUACGGAGCCCGAGCCGCCGAAGCCCGAGCCGCGGUCCGCGCUCCCGACGGGGCGCGAGAUCGAGGAGAUCGUGCAGCACUCGCCACGGAAGAAGGCGCGCCCGGACCCGGCGCGGCCGAGCGCCCCCGCGCAGACAGGGCGCGGGUGGGCAGACGCGUUCACGUCGGCGGUGUUCGGGCGCCGCCGCCAGCAGGCGGUGAAGACGAGCCAGCGCGAGAAGGAGGAGGCCGAGAAGCGCGAGCGGGAGGAGCACGCGCGGCGCCUCAGCGAGAUGGCCGGGCGGUGCGACGGCGACGGCGGGGAGUGGACCGCGCCGCAGCUGUUGCCUGCAGCGGUGCAGCCGUUCGAAGGGGACGCGAAUCAGCCGGGUCUCGAGAGCGUGGCGUGCGGCCUGCGGCACAUGCAGGAGCGCAUCAACGCCCUGCGCGCCAGCAGCGCGUCGUGCCCGGAGGACCCCGCGCGGCCGCAGGGGGCGCCCGAGCAGGGCGAGGACGGCAAGGCGCACGACCCCGUUGAGCCCGCGCUGUGGGACCGGGCGCCCCCCGCGGGGCGUUCAGCCAACGUUUCGGUUAUACCCCCCUACCCCACUGACGUCAGGGAAAAGAGGCUGUUGGAGGAGAAGCAGCGGGAGGCGGAGCGGAAGGCGGAGGAGCUGCGCGCCAGCGUGAGGGCGGCGCGGGUCGAGCGCAUGAGGGCCAAGGUCCUGGCCCAGAAAGACGAGUGA